Molecule: messenger RNA, 762 nt
Organism: Penicillium lagena
Lineage: Eukaryota; Fungi; Ascomycota; Eurotiomycetes; Eurotiales; Aspergillaceae
Product: pre-rRNA-processing protein PNO1
Exons: 3
Coding region: 1-762 (253 amino acids)
Cellular component (GO): nucleolus
Molecular function (GO): RNA binding
Source: RefSeq, a predicted model, not a curated record
AUGCCGGCACCUACUGCUCUUCGGCAGCCAGAGGAGGCCUCGGUGCCCCAGCAGACAACUAUUCCAGCCGACCAAGACGAUGAGAUUCUGAUCGACGCCCAUGCCACAGCCGAGCAAUCGAGUAGGCCGGUGGUCGACUCGGCGGAGGAUGAGAUGCGGAUCGACGAAGAGGGCCGACCGGUGUUCACGCCCUCCAAAGAAACCAGCGCAGCGUAUAAGGUGGAAACACGCAAGGUGCCUGUGCCGCCACACCGCAUGACGCCGCUCAAGGCGAACUGGGCCAAGCUCUGUCCUCCAAUUGUGGAGCAUCUCAAACUGCAAGUGCGGAUGAAUAUCAAGAGUCGCGCGGUGGAGCUGCGAACGUCCAAGUUCACGACCGAUGUGGGAGCCCUGCAAAAGGGUGCCGAUUUCGUCAAGGCCUUCACCCUCGGCUUUGAUCUCGAUGAUGCGAUCGCGCUGCUUCGACUGGACGACUUGUACAUCGAGACGUUUGAGAUCAAAGACGUCAAGACCCUCAACGGCGAGCACCUGGGUCGUGCCAUUGGCCGCAUUGCUGGAAAGGACGGGAAAACCAAGUUUGCCAUUGAGAAUGCCAGUCGCACCCGAGUGGUCCUGGCCGACGCAAAGAUCCACAUCCUUGGUGGGUUCAAGAACAUCCAUAUCGCUCGCGAGGCCAUUGUCAGCCUCAUUCUGGGCAGUCCUCCGGGCAAGGUCUAUGGUAACCUUCGCACGGUGGCAUCACGAAUGAAGGAACGGUUUUGA